UAUAUCAUUUGACUAGUAGUAAAGCUUUUAAAUAUUUUCAAUUUGAGUUUUAAAACAUAUUUUCGACUAUUGUUCGCACACAAUAUUAAACUGAUACUCUUGCACCAAUUUUUAUAUUUUUCAACUAUAAUUUAUUUUGUGCUAAUCAUGUUUUUACGAUUAAUCGUGUUUUUUCUUACUGCAAAAUUAGUCUUCGUUCAAGCAACAGAUUCAAGUGAUGCAAUAGAUCUUGGUGAUCACCAAGAUUUAGAUUUGGAGUUCAAACUUGACAUGACGAGUAAAGAUUUGUUGAAUUAUUGUUAUAGUCAUAGCACAUUUCGUAGAACGAAACUUAUCCCAAGGCAGUCUUUACUAUACAAUUCUUCUCAAAAUUCGGAAGAUACAGUAAGGGUGUUACAAUGGAACGUUUUGUCGCAAACUUUAACUAAUGGUGAUUUUAGUAGUUGUCCUACUGAAGCAUUGCUAUGGGUUAACCGACGAUGUCAAAUACUCGAUGAGAUCCUGGCAUUUAAAUCAGAUGUUAUGUGCUUUCAAGAAGUUGAUCAUUUUGAUUUCUUUAGCAGAGCCUUGGCCACUCAGUCAUAUAGUGGUGUAUUUUUACCCAAGAUAUUUUCACCUUGUAUUUUUAAAAAAUUAAAUAAUGGACCAGAUGGGUGUGCAAUAUUUUACAAUCAUCAAAAGUAUCAGCUCUUAGGAAAACAUGAGUUGGUCUAUUUCCAUUCAGCAGAAAAUUCGAGUAGUCGACAUGUGGCAUUGUUAGUUGUACUAAAAAAUAAAAGUUCGUUGAACAAGUUAUGUGUAGCCACCACUCAUCUCAAAGCCGAGAAAAGUGAUAAGAUGGCAUUUUUAAGAAACCAACAAGGCGAAGAGCUUUUGAAUUUUGUCACCCAAUAUACCAGUGACUGCCCGACUGUUAUAAUCGGUGAUUUCAACGGUGAACCUACUGAAGCCGUAUAUACAACUAUGAUCAGUGACCCUCAAUUAAACUUAAAAAGUGCAUACAAUACAUUCAAUAAGGAACCAGAAUUUACAACAUUGAAAAUUAGGAAUGGACGCGAAAUAAAAAGAACUAUUGAUUACAUAUUUUACACUACAAAAUACCUAACUGUUAGUGGCAUAGUUGCCAUGCCCCGUAAAAAAUCAAUUGGCAAAAAUAGAAUUCCCUCGUUUACCUAUCCUUCCGACCACUUCUCUUUGGUUGCUGAUUUAUUCUUUAACAAACCAUAAGGAUUUCCUUAUAUUUUGUUAAAGAAAAAAUUAUAAAAAAAAAAUAGAACUAUUAAAUAUUCUUGUACAUGACAUUGAAUUUGGUUUUGAAAUUCCGACACACAACUUAGUAAUAUUAGUAUUACUACCUCUAGGCUCUAACUUCCUCAGCCCCAAUAUGCUCCAUCCUCACUGUGCCCCGACCCCACUGUAUUGGUUUUUAUUUACAUUUUUGUAAUUUAAUCGCCUUGUCAACAGAUGUUCGUAAUUGUUAGUGUUACAUAUUAGUAAGUAAUAAAAAAUAGUAGUUUAACUUAUUGUAAA
Adelges cooleyi (spruce gall adelgid) is the source of this 1530-nucleotide messenger RNA. Its product is annotated as nocturnin-like. The transcript is spliced from 2 exons. Lineage: Eukaryota; Metazoa; Arthropoda; Insecta; Hemiptera; Adelgidae. Gene Ontology annotation, molecular function: 3'-5'-RNA exonuclease activity. Bases 148 to 1227 code for a protein of 359 amino acids. The record is from RefSeq and is a predicted model, not a curated record.